CCUGAACUAUAAGUACGCAUGCGCAUUCGGUAAAACGCCUAAUCGUUCUUUCUUUCCAAAGUAGAUAAUGGCGGACCAGAGUGAGAGAGCUUUCCAAAAGCAGCCAACGGUUUUUCUGAACCGAAAACCCACUCUUGCAAAGCAGAAAUCAAAGAAGUCUCUGAGAUACGUAAAAAAUGUUGGAUUAGGCUUUAAAACACCAAAGGAGGCACUCACUGGAACAUACAUAGAUAAGAAGUGUCCUUUCACUGGGAAUGUGAGUAUUCGAGGGCGAAUUCUUCGUGGAGUGGUGAUUAAAAUGAAAAUGCAGCGAACAAUUGUAAUCAGAAGGGACUAUCUUCAUUAUGUACGGAAGUACAAUCGUUUCGAAAAAAGACAUAAAAACAUGUCUGUUCACUUAUCUCCUUGCUUUAGGGAUGUGGCUAUAGGAGAUGUUGUUACCGUAGGGGAGUGUCGGCCUCUUAGCAAGACUGUGAGGUUCAAUGUUCUCAAGGUUACUAAAGCAUCUGGAGCAAAGAAAGGAUUCCAGAAAUUUUAAGAGCUGUUUGUAUCCAUGUUAAAGAGGAAAUAAAAAGUCAAAAUAUGUAA
Molecule: messenger RNA, 588 nt
Organism: Limulus polyphemus (Atlantic horseshoe crab)
Lineage: Eukaryota; Metazoa; Arthropoda; Merostomata; Xiphosura; Limulidae
Gene: RpS11
Product: 40S ribosomal protein S11-like
Exons: 4
Coding region: 68-538 (156 amino acids)
Biological process (GO): translation
Cellular component (GO): cytosolic small ribosomal subunit; ribosome
Molecular function (GO): structural constituent of ribosome
Source: RefSeq, a predicted model, not a curated record